Molecule: messenger RNA, 680 nt
Organism: Hordeum vulgare subsp. vulgare (domesticated barley)
Lineage: Eukaryota; Viridiplantae; Streptophyta; Magnoliopsida; Poales; Poaceae
Exons: 1
Coding region: 96-566 (156 amino acids)
Source: RefSeq, a predicted model, not a curated record
CCUCGGUGCAGCUCCAAUCCAGUCUAGUGGUCGUAGUUAGUCUAGUGCAAGUGCAAAGUGCAAACAAAGAAAAAAGAAAGAGGCAGCCAGCAAGAAUGUGCUUCGAGUUCAGCUCCUGUUUCGGCGGCGGCAGAAAGGACGACUACGGCGGCGAGCGGUCCAACCACAGCGGCUGCGGCGGCCUUCACCGCGCCCGUAGGGGGUACCGCAAGAACGGGAACGGCUACAACGCGGCCGCCGACGACCACAAACUGGCGACGGCCUACGACCACCAGCGGGCUCUUGACGAGGAGGGGCGCAAGGCCAACCACGAUGGCGCGCGGAAAGCUGAUCACGCCACCGUGGUCGCCGGCGCCAGUGUCCACGGCUACUCUGCUGCCUACGCGCCAGACAAGGCCCACGAGAAGCCAAAGCUUCCUUCGUCGCAAAACAAGGCCAGCGACGACGCCGGCUACGCCGACAACACCGCGCGUCUCCACCAAGCUGCCGCUGAUCAUAGGGAGCACGCCGCCAUGGAUUACCACCACCACUACCCAUCCACUACUACCACUCUCGUCAGGUACUAGAUAGUUGUUAGGAAUAGGAAUAGCUAGCAUGGCAGUUUAUCAAUCCAAAACACUACUGUCUCUCCUUCUGUUCUGUUAGGUAGCUCUGCUUUUCUACUCUCUUUUUCGUUUUUC